Molecule: messenger RNA, 2286 nt
Organism: Aspergillus pseudotamarii
Lineage: Eukaryota; Fungi; Ascomycota; Eurotiomycetes; Eurotiales; Aspergillaceae
Product: alpha-1,2-mannosidase family protein
Exons: 5
Coding region: 1-2286 (761 amino acids)
Biological process (GO): carbohydrate metabolic process; protein deglycosylation; protein quality control for misfolded or incompletely synthesized proteins
Cellular component (GO): nucleus; cytosol
Molecular function (GO): peptide-N4-(N-acetyl-beta-glucosaminyl)asparagine amidase activity; carbohydrate binding
Source: RefSeq, a predicted model, not a curated record
AUGGCGUUGUUGGGCACCUUUCUGGUGUUGACACUCUUACAGCCACUGGUCCUGUCUGCUGGUUUAACAUCACACGUAAAUCUCUUCUUGGGCACAGAAAAUGGGGGGAAUAACUUCCCUGGUGCCGCGCGACCGUUUGGGAUGGUAAAGCUAGGCCCUGACCUGUUUAUCUCAGGAACAGAUGCCUAUUCAGGCUACCUUCCCAAUGGUAAAUUCUCCGGCUUCAGCAUGAUGCAUGAACAAGGUACCGGGGGCGCGCCCAAGUACGGAACAGUUUCCCAGCUGCCCUUGAUCGGAAACAUCAGUAAUCCCCUAUCGAACAAGACUGUCGCCCGGGCAGGUACUGAUGAGGCGUCUGUGGGCUACUACAAGGCGCAGACGUCCGAGGGAACCAUUGUCGAGCUGAGCGCAUCAGCUCAUGCGGGAAUGUAUCAGUAUACAUUCCCCAAAGGAUCAACGGGAAAUGUCCUGGUUGAUGUUUCACACAUCCUUCCCUCAUUUCGAGGCCAAGGGCUUGGGCAAGGGUACAAAGGUGGAAACAUCACUAUCUUUCCCGAUGGGCAUUACGAGGGCCAGGGUGUGUAUGAUAACGGCUGGAAUCGUUCACCAGAUUGGUCGAUCUAUUUCUGUGGUUAUUUUGAUGCUGCUCCAGUUCGUAACCGUACAUACACUGGAAGUGAUGCGGAAGGAAGUGUCGAGCAGAUCAGCGGACUUGCAUCGUCAUCCUCGAGUACAACCCGUGUCGGAGGCUUGUUUACCUUCCAACAAAAUGUAGUUACCUCGCGUGUCGGUAUCUCGUGGCUGUCCACGGAGAAAGCAUGCAAAAAUGUCCAUGACGAAAUCCCGGAGGGUACAGAAUUCACAUCUGUUGUUCGUGACGCCCAGACUGAAUGGAACUCCAAGGUCUUCUCUAAGGUGACUACAACGAACACGAAUGAAACAAGCCUCACCUUGCUGUACACAUCCCUCUACUUCAUGCAUCUGAUCCCAACCAACCAGACCGGCGAGAACCCUGGCUGGACAUCUUCUGAGCCAUAUUAUCAGGACAUUUUCACUUAUUGGGAUCUUUUCCGUUGCUCUACUGCUCUCAUGCAAGUCCUGCAGCCCGCAGCAUAUGAAGAACAAAUUCGCUCUUUAGUCGACAUCUGGCGGUUUGAAGGCUAUCUCCCGGAUGCUCGCUCGUCGAACUACAACGGAAGAACACAGGGUGGUUCCAAUGCCGACAAUAUUCUUGCCGAUGCUUAUGUGAAAGGCGUCCGUGGAGCAGUUGACUGGGAAGACGGAUACCGGGCAAUGGUAAAAGAUGCCGAAGUGGCUCCGCCAAAUGAUCCGGUCGACUCUAUGGCACCAGACUCGUCAACCAAAGAGGGACGAGGCGCACUGCCGGACUGGCUUAGUCUCGGAUUCAUCACACCGAAAUACAGCCGUGCCGUCACUCGGGCAGUGGAGUACUCUUGUAACGACUUUGGUCUCUAUCAGGUAGCGACGGGCCUUGGGAAGCAUGAAGACGCAGACAAAUAUCUGAACCGAUCACGGAAUUGGAGGAAUCAUUGGAAUUCCAACCAGACCUCGCUGGGAUUUUCCGGCUUUGUGGUUCCACGUGACAACACUGGCUUCAUCGAAACGGAUCCACUGACGGACAGUGGCUACUGGGGGGAUCCGUACUACGAGGCCAGCUCCUGGGCGUAUUCUUGGGCAAGUGUCCACGACAUGGGGCAGAUGAUCGAGAUGAUGGGCGGGGCCCAGACUGUCCUGAAGCGCUUGGACACCAUGUUCACCCAGGGGGCCAGCGGCUCUAGUGGUAUUAUCUUCGAUCCCACCAACGAACCGAUGUUCAACAUCCCGUAUCUGUACCAUUAUAUCAACCGACAGGAUCUAUCGGUUUACCGAUCGCGCAACAUCGCAAAGACCUAUUACCAUACUGGAGUUAAAGGUCUCCCUGGUAACAGCGACGCCGGUGCCAUGCAGACCUGGCUUCUGUGGAAUAUGAUUGGCCUGUAUCCCAUCACGGGGCAAACGACCUUUUUGGUUCAUUCUCCGUGGUUCGAGUCCUUGACUAUUGAGCUUGGGGACGGGAAGAAACUAAGCAUCAAUGCGACCGGCGGCGACGGGAACGGCGACAGUCAAAUUUAUGUGCAGAAGCUUCGGUUGAACGGAAAGGAUUGGAAGAAGAACUGGCUCACGUGGGACGACAUAUUUGCCCAGGGAGGAACCCUAGAAUUUGAACUUGGAGGGGCUGCCAGCGACUGGUUCACAGGCGAGUUGCCGCCCAGUCCUGCUUCCUGA